AUGAUGCUGUGGUCACGACUGGCUUUUGAGAGGCGUGUUGUGAUUGGUCAGUACAAGGUUGAUCCCCCAUUUGUCUUGGCUACGGCGGUAUUAGAGGGCAUCCAGUUGAAUCAUUUUACAUUCUGGCCGAAGCUGCUGCUGUUGCUUGUCAUUCUACUCAAUGACCCCUCAUCCUCCGCCUCGGGGUCAAAUGGUCAAGCUCUGUUCCAGUCCUUCGAUGUGAUUACCCACCGGGCGAUGGGGAAGGCCACCCUUCUACAGAUUCUGGGACUGAAGUCCCUCCCUCGGCCUGUGGGGAGGAGUAAGAUUCCUCCAUUCAUGCACAGUGUCUUUAGAAAGCAGACAGUGGGAGGAUCAAAAGUAGACAACGACACCAUCAGAAGCUUCUACCCUCACGACCACCAUGCCUGCGACUGUGCCCCUAGUUCGUGUGUGUGUAUGCUGUUUAACAUCUCGGCGAUCCCAGACACAGAGCAAGUCCGUGCUGCAAAGUUGCGGAUACUUGUGGACGGUGGCGCCACACCACAGCAGCCGCCUGCGAACCUCACAGUCGAGAUACACCAGAUACAACACCACGGUGCGGAAAUAAAAUAUCGACUCAUGGACACGCAAAUAAUUAGCACCUCAAACACAUCGUGGAUGAUUUUUAAUGUCAAGCCUGCAGUCAAGAAAUGGAAGCGAGGCUCUCGCUACAACCACGGCCUUCAGGUCAAGGUCGUGUCCUCAAGCCCCUUCCGGUCCGCGACCCAACACGUGCGACUAAAGAGAAGAGAGGACCAAACAGAGGACCAGUGGUUGAAGGAGCGCCCUCUACUUGUUACCUUCACGAACGAUGGACGAGGCGGUCGCCGCGGUAGAAGACGUAGAACCAUGAAGGAGGCAAGAGGCGAGAGGUAUAAAGACCGUCCACGCGUCAUCACACGCACCACCAUCAGCAGCCACUGCCGCCGCCACCGGAUGUACAUCGACUUCAGCGAGCUGGGGUGGAGUGACUGGGUGGCUGCACCCUAUGGAUACAAUGCGUAUUAUUGUGGCGGCGAGUGUAGCUACCCUCUGGCCUCCCACCAGAGCCCCACCAACCACUCCAUCCUGCAGACGUUGGUGAAGUCCAUCAACCCUCGUGCGGCAUCCAACGUGUGCUGCGUGCCGACAAAGCUGUCGGCCAUCACGAUGUUGGUGCGGGAUGGACAGAACCAUGUUGUCCUUAAAAAAUUGGAAAACAUGGUGGUGGAGGAGUGUGGGUGCAGGUAG
Pomacea canaliculata is the source of this 1251-nucleotide messenger RNA. RefSeq names its product bone morphogenetic protein 4-like. NCBI's taxonomy places the organism in Eukaryota, Metazoa, Mollusca, Gastropoda, Architaenioglossa, Ampullariidae. The coding region runs from base 1 to 1251 and encodes 416 amino acids. Gene Ontology annotation, molecular function: growth factor activity; cytokine activity. Gene Ontology annotation, cellular component: extracellular region. The record is from RefSeq and is a predicted model, not a curated record. The transcript has 3 exons. Gene Ontology annotation, biological process: SMAD protein signal transduction.